CGACACGCUGUGUUUUCCAUUUUAUCAGCAUAUAAUCAUUUAUAUUGGGCUGCUAUGAAAAUAUCUCACCCGUCGCAGCAGCACUCUCGCAGCCAUGUUGCGCUCAAUUGACGUUGGCCGUUGUCGAGGUAUUAAAAGUAUUAAAUAUUGAAUUUCGAGCUUGAGGAUUAAUUUGGGUAGGACCAGACUGUAGCGAUGAUGUACGUACACUUACUAAAUUCCCGGUACCUUUUUUUCUUCGCGGCGAUUUCCGGACCGGUGGCCCCUCGGCCAAAACUUUAUCGUUGUACCUGACGUAGACGGUAGGCCGUCAAUUCCCAAUCAAUUCAAAUGGAGAAAGAAUAGAGUGCUUAAAAAUUCUUUUAAGCAAUAAAUUGCUUUUAUAGGUUUUACAACUUUUUUUUUCUUGCCUUGCAAUAUUCAUUGGCGACUUUGCUUGGUUGCAUGUCUAGCUAGGUCGCCGAUAAUGAUCUGUACAUCAUGAUGAGAACAGUGCGAUCAGGUCUUUGGACCUGCUCAAGAUGCCUCCGACAAGCCUCUCGAUUUCGGGUCCGAGACCAAAGGCGCUGGCUCUCUUCCGCGCCCGGCGCUGGGGCUCAAAUCAAUACAUCGCAUAUACCGGUCGACCAUUCUCCUACCGAUUUAAAGCAUGACGAUUCCCUAUUGCGCGAAAUCUUCGACUCGGCGUCGACCUUUCAAGAAUUCGGGAAUCCUUUCCGCCCCAUACCGUACCGCGAUAAUGUAGGAUUGUUCAGGAACAAAUAUUUAAGAUCACCUGAUGGCUUUCUUCAAUACGCCAAUGUCACGAUCAAGAGAGCUCAGAAGGUGGUUAAUAAGGUGCUUAAUGCGUCAACUUUAGAGGACUAUAAGGCUAUCGUUCGGGAUUUAGAUAGACUUAGCGACCUACUCUGCCGGGUGUUGGAUGUAGCCGACUUCAUACGGGUUACUCACCCCGAAGGAUCGAUACAGGGUGCCGCAUCGGAGGCGUGGUCGUUGGUUUAUCAGUACAUGAACAAACUAAACACCGAGACGGGACUCAGUAACCAGCUAGGAAAGGCCAUGGCCAACCCAGAAGUAAUGGCCAGCUGGAGUGAUGAAGAACAGACAGUUGCAAAAUUGCUACAGCAGGAUUUUAUGAAGUCGGCAAUACAUCUUCCGCAAGAGUCACGAGAUCGGUUUGUCGAGCUGUCACAGCAUAUCAGCGAGUUGGGAUCGGAUUUUAUCGAAUAUAUGCAGCCCCAACAGAUGGAACUCGAGUUCCGAAGCGACGACCUAUAUGGCCUAGACCCCCAAGUAGCUCAAUCAAUCAGCAAAUCAAGGAGCAAAUGGGGCACAGUUCGCCUGCAGACAAUGUUACCUGAAGCGACAGUGGCGCUCAGGACCGUCCAUGACGAAGGGGUGAGGAAGAUCAUCUACAAUGCAACUCGAACUGCUUCUGACGAGACGAUUAAACAUCUAGAAGCCAUGUUGAGAUCGCGUGCUGAGCUAGCAAAGCUUUCUGGCUUUAAAAGUUAUGCGCAAAUGACUCUUCAUGAUAAAAUGAUGGCGAAAACACCAGAGUCUGUUCAUCAAUUCCUUUUAGCUCUCUCUAAACGUAACGAACCGCUUGUCGAGGAGGAGGUCGCGGCGCUACUUCAGGAGAAGAUAAGAUGGUCGAAAAAAAAACCCCCGCCAACCAAUAUUGAGCCGUGGGAUAGGGAUUUUCUAAUGACGCAUAUACGUUUCGCUAUGAGAUCGCGACAGCGAACUGACGAUUCCCUGUCGGCUUAUUUCUCACUCGGGACUGUCAUGCAAGGGUUAUCAAGACUAUUCACACGUUUAUAUGGAAUCAGGUUGGUUCCUCGGGAGAUGCUACCAGGUGAGACAUGGAAUCCAGACGUAAGACGACUGGAUGUUGUCUCUGAUACCGAUGGACACAUUGCUGUCCUUUACUGCGAUCUUUUCUACCGAGUCGAUAAGUGCUCCAAUCCGGCACAUUUUACUGUGCGUUGCUCUAGAGAAAUUUCGGAAGCCGAGAUCCAGGAAGCUGCUGAACGAAAUGAGGACGAUGCCGAGGAGUUGCCUAUAUUCGACUCACCUAUCGCGGCUGCGAAUGACGGUAUGCAUGUAUCACGUCAAUCCGGUGCGAUCAAGCAGCUGCCGACAAUUGUGCUAGUAUGCGACUUCGAGGAGAAUAAAGGGCGGAACACACCUGCCUUCCUGGAGUAUCAUCAGAUGGAAACACUUUUCCACGAGAUGGGACACGCUAUCCACUCGGUCCUGGCUCGAACUUCCUUACAAAACGUGGCAGGGACGCGAUGUGCAACUGAUUUCGCGGAGCUACCUUCGACCUUGAUGGAACACUUCUGCGCCGACCCAUCCGUUCUGGGGCUAUUCGCGCGGCAUCAUAUUUCUGACAAGCCGUUGCCAUAUGAGAUGGUGGCGGACAAAUUACGCAUCUCUAGAAGAUUCGAAGCGUCGGAUAGGGAGAAUCAAAUCAUACUGGCCAUGCUGGACCAGGUAUACCACUCAUCCUUACCAGAUGAAGUCGGCUUCGACUCGACGGAGAUCUACCAUGCCCUCCAGGAAGAUUUCGGGAAGUUCCCGCCUGAUCCAAAAAAGACUAGGUGGCAAGGCUUUUUCGGCCACCUAUUCGGCUACGGUAGCACGUAUUACAGUUAUCUGUUCGACCAAGUGCUCUCAAAGCGCGUGUGGGAUGUCGUCUUUUCGGCGGGCCAUAACGGCGCUGCUCUUGACCGGGCCAACGGUGAGAGGCUGAAGGAGGACCUCCUCAAGUGGGGAGGCAGCCGUGAUCCUUGGAGGUGCCUCUCAGAUGCUCUGCGAGAUGAGCGCUUGAUAAAUGGCGACGAGAAGGCUAUGGUAUUGGUGGCGAGUUGGGUUGAUAAGGAUAAGAUUGCUAGUGCAUAAACAUGGAUGCUUUGUUGUACAUAUAAAGACUCAAGCAUAUAGAACAUGUGUGGACUAGUGUUUAUCCAUCGCCUAGCUGCUAUCCGACACGAUAGAUCAUUGCACUUCCCCUUAUUCUAUAUGAAUAUGCUGAGAAGUUCCUACCCCUUCUGCGGAAAUCACGUACGUAUUAUAAGAAAAAAGGAAAGAGAUACUCCAUUGAAAAAGUGAAUUGAGUAGUUGAGACUUUGGUGUAGAAUCGAGUUGCGCUUAAACUUCACUUAUGUACUUCGUCGCUUCUCGAUCUAUAUGAUGCCAGGGGUGGUAUAGCGGACCUCUGUUUCCUCAUGCUCUUGCUUGUCUCCUGCCUUACACUCAUUCUAUGACUCGGCAAGAGCUAG
Messenger RNA from Annulohypoxylon truncatum, 3287 nucleotides. RefSeq names its product mitochondrial intermediate peptidase-like protein. The transcript has a single exon. The record is from RefSeq and is a predicted model, not a curated record. Gene Ontology annotation, cellular component: mitochondrion. Lineage: Eukaryota; Fungi; Ascomycota; Sordariomycetes; Xylariales; Hypoxylaceae. Bases 481 to 2907 code for a protein of 808 amino acids. Gene Ontology annotation, biological process: peptide metabolic process. Gene Ontology annotation, molecular function: metalloendopeptidase activity.